This is a messenger RNA of Colletotrichum chrysophilum, 822 nucleotides long. RefSeq lists its product as uncharacterized. The coding region runs from base 1 to 822 and encodes 273 amino acids. The record is from RefSeq and is a predicted model, not a curated record. The transcript has a single exon. NCBI's taxonomy places the organism in Eukaryota, Fungi, Ascomycota, Sordariomycetes, Glomerellales, Glomerellaceae.
AUGAGAUUUAGGGUCGCCUGUGACGACAUUUUGACCCUGCGUGGCGGCGCCUUGGACGACCUGGAAGAUGUCCGCGAGGAAGUAUACCGCGCCCAGAACGAGGUCGAUGCCGCUCGCAAGGUCCUGGAGCUGGCAGAGCACCGACAAAAGCGCGCACAGAAGAAGCUCAAACAGCUGAAGGAACGAGUUGAGGUUGCUGAACGGCGGGUGCGGCCAGCGAGCGACGAGUACUGGAGCGCCGUCGAAGUCAUGCACGACGCCAACACCAACGCCGCGCAGCUGGCGAAGGGGCCGCGUCCUGUCAUCGACUGGGAGAAGGAGCGUGUUUAUGAGUUUGGCGAUAGGGCGCGCAAUGUGGCAGGCCCCGUCGGCGAGAGGGCGCUUCCGAGCCUGAUCGCGGCCGGUCCGAACCGCAUCGACAAGAGGGUGAAGAGGCAUCGGCCUUACCCGACCAAGAAGGACUUGCCCCCGAAAGUCGAGCCGCUUGUGCAUUCUUGCGGGGAACUGCCGUCUUGGGAUGAAGAGGAUAUCAAAAUCUCGAAGCUAGAUGAUGAUACUGUUAUCGAAGUCGGCAACACAAGGUAUCUCGUCAGGAUGGACCCGGAAGAUGUGUGGGCAAAGUUCAUGGCAGGAUCUCAUGACGAUGACAGCCGGGAAUUCAAUGAAUCUCACAAGGAUGACUUGUUGAAUAUGUUUGGGUACGGGCCUAGACAGGCAGCCAAGCCCUUUGAAUCCAUCGACACGCGGUGGGGGAUCAUGGAGGUCAUGCCCAGGGCGGAAGCUGAGAGAAGGGGAUGGCUAACAAUGGAUGGCUCAGCUUAA